Molecule: messenger RNA, 327 nt
Organism: Arxiozyma heterogenica
Lineage: Eukaryota; Fungi; Ascomycota; Saccharomycetes; Saccharomycetales; Saccharomycetaceae
Gene: RSM27
Product: mitochondrial 37S ribosomal protein mS33 RSM27
Exons: 1
Coding region: 1-327 (108 amino acids)
Cellular component (GO): mitochondrion
Source: RefSeq, a predicted model, not a curated record
AUGGCUAUUCCAAAGGAAAGAUUAUUAAAACUUUAUGGACUAUCGGCAAAAAUCUUUGAGCAAAAUUUUAAUCCUACAGGAGUAAGGACGGGUUCAUAUAUUCUUUCCAAAAGGUUGAAAGGUCCUGCAGUCGCAGGUUAUUAUGGUAACCCAGACUGGAUUAAGUUUAAGAAUUUGUCUACCUUGUUUCCAGAUGUGGAUUUUGUUGAUCCUGUUGAACAAUAUAGAUUGAACAAAGUUAGUGAUUUGAAACAUCGUGGUAAAGGUGCACCAAAAAAGACAAAGAAGAGCGACGCUACUCCUAAAAAAGGUAAGGGUAAGAAUUAG